AUGACGGAGCUUUCACCACUUAAACUUUUUUUCACUGCUCACGCGCCCGUCUCAUGACUACAACAGCUCAUAAUCUUCCGUCAGGAAUAAGGAAGUUCUCUCGCCACUUCAGUCAAAGUAGGGUAGUUCAGAGAUUUUCAGCCGUGAGGGAGCGAAAGAAAGUUUAUGGGAAGUUGACGUUUUCACAACAGAUAGAGGCACGAUGAAGUGUCUCCUGAUCAGCAGCGAGAACGCGGAGGUUCUAUUUUACUGGACCGACGCCGAGUUCCAGCAGCGCGUGCAGGAGCAGUACGGCUCGGCUCGCGAGGAUGGCGAGAAUUCUACAGAGGCACGCGCUGGCAUUGACCAUCCUGUGCCAGCAUUCGAGGACAGCAUAAACACACUUUUCGCUCCCAUCAUAAUAUCCUGCAUCACGCUGGUGGACAGACUGGGGGACAGCUACACGUCCUUCACCACUGAGGACACGCACACUUACGUGCUGCAUCAGUUUGAAGAGUGCCUGUACAUAGCAGUGAAUGGCGAUGGCGAGGAGGACGAGGAUGAUCUGAGGAGGAAGAUCUACGUGAUGAAGAAACUCACAGACGUGCUCUUUGGGAUGGUGACGCUCAGCAGCGACCUCCUCAAGAAAGAGCUGCGUCCACAGGACUCUGAGCACAGGAGAUCUCUCUGGCGCCACCUGCAGGGUCUGUUGGAGAACUACACCCGACUCAGACAGCAGGACCAGAGCUUCUUGGUGGAAGCGGUGGAGCGUCUCAUCCACCCUACUCUGUGCGAGCAGUGCAUCGAGUUUCUGGAGCGCAGGCUGGUGGCUCAGCUGAACAGCAGCACGGAGAGGAUGGGUGAGGAAGUGCAGCACGCGUUCAUACUGGUGCACACCAAACUGCUGGCCUUCUACUCGAGUCGCAACGCCAGCACGCUGAACUCCUCCGACCUUCUGACGCUCAUGGGCAUGGUGCUGCACAUGCACCCCAGCAGCCCGGACCUAGAGGAAUCGAGCCCUGAGGACGUUGUUCAUCAUGACACGACCACUGGUUCGGAGAUGUUUUACACGCCCGAAGCCUCACCCACACGCCACAAGACAGAGGUGGAGGAUGACAUCAGCAGCAGCAGACUGGAGCCGUCUGACUCAUCACCAGACUCACCCCCCAUGUUCCAGUUCGUGGACCCGGAUGAUAUCCAGAUGGCGGAGGACAGCCUCCAAGCGCUGCAGCAGGCAGCUGGCGGCGGUGGCGGCAGUCGCCCUCCCGACCCGUGCCAGCCAAUCCGAGUGUUCCUGGAGAGCACGCUCAAAGAGGGCGUGUAUCCCAUGAUGCCGCACUCCAUGUACACGCUCCCGCUGUGGCCCGGCAUCACGCUGGUGCUGCUCACCAAGAUCCCCAACGGCCACGUGGCCAUGUCCAUCUACCACUUCCUGGAGAUGGUUGCCAAGCUGGAGAAGAGGCUGAGGGAGGGGCCAGACGGGGCGUGGCUCAGCAGAGGCCACACCCCCAUCCAGGAGCUGCGCGGCAAGAUGGACAAGUUCAUACGGUCGCUCGGUGGCGGCACCACACAUAUACAGACGGCCCAGUUGCAGAGGGUGUGGACAGAGUUCAAGACCAGAGCGCUCAGCCGAGGGGGACUCAACAGAGAUCUGAUCGCUGACUGCAGGAGGCUGCGUACGGCGCUGUGCAUGAUCUUCAAGCAGUGUUUCUUUCUCCCCGACGGCAGCAGCAGCAGCCCAGAGGCGCUCAUGCACACGCCCAGGCUCUCACCCUCGCUACAGGAGCGGGCACGCAGCAUGGUGCAGGAGAAGCUUCUCGACUGGAAGGACUUCCUGCUGGUGAAGAGCAAGCGAAACAUCACCAUGGUGUCCUACCUGGAGGAGUUCCCAGGCCUGGUUCACUUCAUCUACGUGGACCGAGCGGCCGGCCAGAUGAUCGCUCCGUCCCUCAACACCAGCGAGCCGCGCUCCACCAGCUCUGAACUGGGCAAGGGGCCGCUGGCACACUUCAUCAAGAGCAAGGUGUGGGGGUUGGUUGGCACGGCGCGUCGCUACCUGCAGAAGGGCUACACCACGCUCACGCAGCGCGACGGGGACUACUACUUCUGCUACUUCCUGUGGUUCGAGAACGAGACGGGCUACAAGCUAGACGUGGUGGACAUCCCCGCGCUGCCCGACGACUCGGCCCCCAUCGGGAUGCUGGCCUGGGACUACUACAGGAAACUGCUGCGGUACUACAGCAAGAGCCACUCCAGCGAGGUGGUGAAGUGCUACGAGCUGCUCACCGUGCACCUGGGCGUUAUUCCCACUGAGUACAUACUGCAACACUGCAGCCAACUGGCACGCAAGCUGUGGGAGCCCUCACGUAUACCACUGCUGUGAUACAGACAGAGAGAGAGACACACACACACACACACAGAGUACAUACUACAGCACUGCAGCCAACUAACACGCAAGCUGUGGGAGCCGUAACACAUACCACUACUG
Messenger RNA from Engraulis encrasicolus (European anchovy), 2467 nucleotides. RefSeq names its product HPS1 biogenesis of lysosomal organelles complex 3 subunit 1 (gene hps1). Lineage: Eukaryota; Metazoa; Chordata; Actinopteri; Clupeiformes; Engraulidae. The record is from RefSeq and is a predicted model, not a curated record. The coding region runs from base 203 to 2362 and encodes 719 amino acids. Gene Ontology annotation, molecular function: guanyl-nucleotide exchange factor activity. The transcript is spliced from 5 exons. Gene Ontology annotation, cellular component: BLOC-3 complex. Gene Ontology annotation, biological process: vesicle-mediated transport; melanosome assembly.